This is a messenger RNA of Caenorhabditis bovis, 1404 nucleotides long. Lineage: Eukaryota; Metazoa; Nematoda; Chromadorea; Rhabditida; Rhabditidae. The record is from the annotation of a GenBank genome assembly.
AUGAGCCCAACCGAGGAUUCAUACACGUUUUUCCAAAUCCUGAAGGGCAGCGCCCUUUUCCUUUUGGUGUUAUGGACGGUCUUCGCCAAUUCUUUGGUGUUCAUUGUACUAUAUAAAAACCCGCGACUUCAAACUGUUCCCAAUUUAUUGGUCGGAAAUCUUGCCUUUUCGGAUUUGGCACUCGGACUCUUCGUUCUUCCGCUUUCAUCGGUUUAUGCAAUAGCUGGAGAAUGGGUAUUUCCCGAUGCGCUAUGCGAAGUUUUCGUUUCUGCUGACAUUUUGUGUUCUACCGCUUCAAUUUGGAACCUUUCGAUUGUUGGACUGGAUCGUUAUUGGGCUAUUACGAGUCCUGUAGCUUAUAUGAGUAAAAGGAACAAACGAACUGCUGGAAUUAUGAUAUUAUCGGUUUGGAUUUCUAGUGCUUUGAUUUCUCUUGCACCACUUCUCGGCUGGAAACAGACAGCCCACACUCCUAAUUUAAUUUAUGAGCGGAACCAAACUGUUCGUCAGUGCACCUUCCUAGACUUGCCAAGCUAUACGAUAUAUUCGGCAACUGGAUCAUUCUUCAUUCCGACGAUAUUGAUGUUCUUCGUUUACUUCAAAAUUUAUCAAGCGUUCGCGAAACAUCGCGCGCGCCAAAUUUAUCGACAGAAGGUUUGUUGGGAGAAAUUGAAAAGUAUUAAAAAAGUUAUCCGAAAACACAUCGAAUCCACAAUUUUACAUGAAAUUAGUCACGUUCUACCAACCUCUGAUGAGUUUGCAAAAGAAGAAGAUGAAGAAGAUUGCGAAAGCAGUGGACAAGUUGAAAAUGGAAUUGGAAAUGGCAACAAUGCCAUCAUUGAGGAAGAUGAGGAAGACGAUGAGUCUGAUGAGAAAAGAGAUGAUGUCACUUCCAUGACUACUGUAACUGCUACAGUGUCCGGACCAACAGACGCUCCCUAUGUAAAACGAGAGGCAAAGGUCUCAAAGUUAUUUCCUGCUACUAUGGAAAACCCACCCAGAGCUCAAAAGCGAGAAGCGAAACCGAUGAGAAGUGUUAUGGCAAUAAGUUAUGAAAAAGUGAAACGUCAUAAAAAUAGGAAAGAGAGAAUUUAUCGGAAGAGCCUUCAACGAAAGCCCAAAGCGAUUUCAGCAGCAAAAGAGAGAAGAGGUGUCAAAGUGUUGGGCAUCAUCCUCGGUUGCUUCACAAUCUGCUGGGCUCCGUUUUUCGCCAUGUACGUUCUUGUUCAAUUUUGUAAGGAGUGCAGUCCAAAUGCGCAUAUUGAAAUGUUCAUCACCUGGCUUGGCUACAGUAAUUCGGCUAUGAACCCCAUUAUUUACACGGUAUUCAACAGAGAUUAUCAAAUCGCCCUUAAGAGGUUAUUCACAUCCGAUAAGAAAUCUAUUCCAACGCGCGCUGUCUAA